UGCCACUUGAGCAAACGCCGCCAGGAGGUGCAGUGAGCUAACACGUCCGAACUGGAACAGAACAACUACUUGACAAGAGCCACAACCACAAGAUAAGGUCGGCGUGUGUGGUAAUAUUUCGACUUGAGUCUAGCCACACCAAAGUGCAACUAUUUUCCUCUCAAGUUAGUUGAAGACCACAGCUUGCAAACAUCAUGUUCAGCUUCAUGAAAUCGGACAAAAGCAAGACCACCGAGGUCUAUGAGACGGUGGUCGAAGGCCUCAAGCAGAUAUACAAACAGAAACUUCUUCCUCUGGAGCAGUACUAUCAGUUUCAUGAUUUUCACUCUCCUAAACUGGAGGACCCUGAUUUCGACGCCAAACCGAUGAUCCUCUUGGUUGGACAGUACUCGACAGGCAAAACCACCUUCAUCAAGUAUUUGCUCGAAAAGGACUUUCCUGGCAUCAGAAUCGGUCCAGAGCCAACAACAGACAGCUUCAUUGCUGUCAUGCACGGUGAAGUGUCUGGCGUGAUUCCUGGAAACGCCCUUGUUGUCGAUCCUAAGAAGCAGUUCCGUCCUUUGAGCAAGUUCGGCAACGCUUUCCUCAAUAGAUUCCAGUGCUCUCAAUUGGACAGCCCUGUUUUAAGAGGCAUUUCGAUUGUCGACACACCCGGCAUUCUCUCUGGAGAAAAACAAAGAACAGACAGAGGCUACGAUUUCACUGGAGUGUUGGAGUGGUUUGCGGAAAGGGUAGACAGAAUAGUUUUACUCUUUGAUGCCCACAAGCUAGACAUUUCCGACGAAUUCCGCCGCAGCAUAGAAGCUCUCAGAGGCCAUGAUGACAAAAUCAGAAUCGUUCUCAACAAAGCUGACAUGGUGGACCACCAGCAGCUCAUGCGGGUGUACGGCGCGCUCAUGUGGAGUCUGGGCAAAGUGCUCAACACACCUGAGGUCGCCAGGGUGUAUAUAGGCUCUUACUGGGACGAACCUCUCCGCUUCGAUGUCAAUAGGAGGCUUUUUGAAGACGAAGAGCAGGAUUUGUUUAAGGACCUGCAAUCGCUUCCCAAGAACGCAGCGCUGCGCAAGCUCAACGAUCUAAUUAAAAGAGCUCGUCUUGCUAAAGUCCACGCCUACAUUAUUUCCACACUGAAAAACGACAUGCCAAGUGUGUUUGGUAAAGAUGGCAAGAAAAAGGAGCUCAUUAAAAAUCUGGGCAGCGUUUACGAACAGAUCCAGAGACAGCACAAUAUCUCCAUGGGAGAUUUCCCGGAGCUGAAAAAAAUGCAGGAUCUUCUUCAAAACCAGGACUUCACCAAGUUCCAUUCACUGAGGCCAGCUUUGUUAGAGACUGUUGACAAAAUGCUGGCACAAGAUAUUGCGCCAUUGAUGAGCCUAAUUACCAAAGAAGAAGCUGAAAACCCUAUUGAGCCAGUUCUUAAAGGUGGUGCCUUUGUUAAUGUAGAUGACAAAGAAAGUCCCUUUGGCUACAAAAAGGGGGAGGGCAUCGAUGAAGGCGCUGGAGAUCAUGAAUGGGUUGUUGCCAAACUUCGGUACAAGACUGACACAACCUUUGACAGCCUGGGACCUGUCGACGGAAAGAUUACGGGUGCCGCGGCCAAAUCGGAGAUGAUCAAGUCAAAACUGCCAAACACAGUGUUAGGAAAGGUCUGGAAGUUGGCUGACGUUGACAAGGACGGUAUGAUGGAUGCAGAUGAGUUCGCUCUGGCAAUGCACUUGAUCAACGUCAAACUUGAUGGCCAUGAUUUGCCGUCAGAACUGCCAACGCACUUGGUACCACCCAGCAAAAGAGAAUAUUGAAGCUCUUAAACCUCUAAGAAAAAGGGGAAAAGCAUUUUUCUGCCUCAUCACAAUGUGGGAAUUUUCAAAAUAUAAAUUUUGGACUGGACAGUUUUCUAAAAUUGAGUUGAGUACAGAUACUGAUAAAGUUAACCAUGUUCGUGUUUUAAAAAUUUUUGCAUCCUGUGAUAUUUGGAACUAACUACACAAUACUUUCACUCGCAAUCAUAAAAGUGGGAUUGCUCCUUAAUUUUCAUUAACUUUCGUAUCAGUGAUUGUCCAUUUAAAACCCACUGAUUGUUAACCCAGUUCGUUUUCGCAGAUCAUGUCAUGAGUUUCAUAGUCAGUUCAAUAUUUUAUAAGCCUUUUUUAAGUUUCACAAAUACCCUUGAUUGAAUGGCACAUAAAUAUUAGCUGGUAAACAGAGCUCUUUUAUUUUUGGGCUUCCGUAUGGCUUAUGUAUCCUCCAAAAUAUGCAACUGAGCGAUACCUUAUUUAAAAACUUGUAAAAAAACGCGUAAGUGCGAUUUAGUGAUGGCUUUCACACUGCUGAAAUAAUUGUAAUUAUGUGUAUGAAAUAAAACUAUAUGUUUGCUAUUUAA
Cloeon dipterum is the source of this 2380-nucleotide messenger RNA. It is a transcript of the gene Past1, whose product is annotated as putative achaete scute target 1. The transcript has 9 exons. Gene Ontology annotation, biological process: endosomal transport; endocytosis. Gene Ontology annotation, molecular function: protein binding; calcium ion binding; GTP binding. Gene Ontology annotation, cellular component: plasma membrane; cytoplasm. Bases 195 to 1799 code for a protein of 534 amino acids. Lineage: Eukaryota; Metazoa; Arthropoda; Insecta; Ephemeroptera; Baetidae. The record is from RefSeq and is a predicted model, not a curated record.